Messenger RNA from Durio zibethinus, 3125 nucleotides. RefSeq lists its product as uncharacterized. The record is from RefSeq and is a predicted model, not a curated record. Gene Ontology annotation, molecular function: protein binding. Lineage: Eukaryota; Viridiplantae; Streptophyta; Magnoliopsida; Malvales; Malvaceae.
GAGAAUGUCCUUUUCUAGUCCAUGAGUCCAUUUGAACUUUUAAAAUGGUCAAUGCAACCGAUUAUGCUCUUAAUCAUCUAAUGAGUCAGGGCUCAGCAACAUGGCGGCAUACAAUUAGCAUGGCGUGAUUAGGAUUAACUAUAACUGGAAUACGUCAAUUCAAGCUGACAAAUAUGCAUAUAGACAAACCGUUUCUCUUUGCUAAACUUCGAAACUGUCUGCUCCUAGCAACCACAUAGCCCUGGGGAAAAAGUUACUAUCAAGCCAGUGCAGAAAAUGUGUUUAACAUUACAGUGAAAGGGACUUUCAACGUGAGGAAUAUGUUUUCAUUGUAUCAAUAUAUUUGUAUUUUAUCAUCAAACGUACACAAAUCUCUUGAAUAUAUUUAUAAAAAAAUUUAUAAGAUAUGGCUUGUUAUUUUAUAAUUAUGUUCCAACAUUUAUAAAAAGGUGAAAAAGAUACCGUAGAACAGCUGGCGAUAUGAUCAGCCACCAACCCAUUGAACUAAGGAAUCGGAGGACGCAACGUAUAUAAAAAUAAUUAAUAAAAUAUCUACACCGUCUAACUGUCGUCACGGGGGUGUAGCUCAUAUGGUAGAGCGCUCGCUUCGCAUGCGAGAGGCACGGGGUUCGAUUCCCCGCACCUCCAUUCUUAUCUUGAUUUUUCAAUACUUUCUCUUAUCUUCCUUACAUAAUCAACCGGGAUUGGGCAUGACGCACGUGUCUUAUCCUUGCUAAAAACACAAUGGCACACCAUCAACGGCUCACAAGCAAACACAGUAUGCACACGAUAAACAAGCAAGUUUCUCCCGUCCAAUUUGUCCUCUGAGCCUCUCGUUCCUCAUCUUCCUCCUUCCUCCCAAGUGGAAAAAAAAAAAAAAAAAACACAAUGCAUUUCUAGUUCUAAGAAGUGCUAAGAAUCUGAAAAGCAAAGAGAAGAAAAAUAUGACUCUGAACAUAGCUUCUUCACCAUGGCUGUCUUGCUUUUCUCCUCCAAACACCAGACUUUACGAAUGUUCCCCAAACAACAACAACAACAACGUUACUCUUUUGUCUCUCCUUUUACGCUCCAAUUCCCUUUCUUCUCUCAAAACUAACAAACCUUUCAAAGCCAGAGCUUCCUCGAAGGAAAACCAACCAAACGGCGUCGUUGAGGAGGAGGAAACUUCCCUUUUAAACGAGGAGUUACUAAGCAUAGUGUCGUCUACUAAAGAUGCGGACGAAGCACUCGAAAUGAUCACUCAGAAUCAGGGUGAAAGCAGUGAACAACGAAACGGCGGCGUCGUGAGUGGUUCUGAUUGUCGUUUGAUAAUAAACGCUGCGCUUGAUCGAAACAAUGCUGAGUUGGCUUUGUCUGUUUUCUACGCCAUGCGUUCCAGUUUCGACACAGGUGUAAGUAAGAAUGGACCGUUGGUUGAUAGAUGGACAUGGUCAAGACCCGAUGUUGGUAUUUACACUACAUUAGUUCAGGGCUUGGCUGCAUCGUUAAGGGUCUCUGAUGCUCUUAGAAUGAUCGAUGAUAUUUGCCGAGUUGGAGUUUCUCCUGCUGAGGAGGUUCCUUUUGGGAAAGUUGUGAGAUGUCCCAUUUGUACCAUAGCUGUUGGUGUUGCUCAACCACAACUCGGAAUUCAGAUUGUAUGUUGUGCCAAAUGUCGCUACAAGUAUGAGCUUAUUUCUGGGAACAUAGUUAGUGUUGACUCAGAAGAAAUCAGCAUGGAGAUUCCUGCUUGGAAAAGGGGGCUAAAAUCUCUGCAGAUACUGAAGCAAAGAUUUCCUGCUGCUGUGCACUCUAUUUUGGUACAAACUCCUUCUGGUAUGGCCCGUACACACAGAUUUGCCACUGAAUCAGUUGAUCUCCCAGCACAAGAAGGAGAAAGGGUAACCAUUGCUUGUGCUGCUCCUUCAAAUGUUUAUAGAGAGGUGGGUCCCUUCAAGUUUAGUCCAAAGGCCCCUAACUUCUACCCUGGAGAACCGAUAUGCCUGACAAACCACAAAGAUGGCCGGGAAUCACAAUUACUAAGAGCCCCUGCAAAAGAUGGAAACUCGUCAUUACUUAAGCCUGAGUUUUUCAUUCCACUUCUCACUGUUCUGGCUGCUGGAGAUGUUGCCUCAGGGAUAAUAGACCCAAGCUUGCCACAGUUGCUUUCAGUUGCUGCUGCAGGAUCACUUGCUGUUGGAGCAACUUUAAAUGCUUUGGUUUUUCCCCAUUUCAAUCAGCUUCCUCAAAGAUCGGUGGAAACAACUGCUAUCAAGCAGCAGCUUUUAUCUCAGUAUGAUGUAUUGCAGUCUCGCAUCAGGGACCUAAAAGAAGCUGCUGAAAAAGAGGUUUGGAUGUUGGCUCGCAUGUGCCAAUUGGAGAACAAAAUUUUUGCUGUAGGAGAACCUUCUUAUCGUGCCCGGAGAAAUAGAAUCAAAAGGGUGAGAGAAGGCUUAGAGAGUUCCCUUAGGGGAAGGAUUGAACUCAUUGAUAGUUAUGCAAGAAUCUCUUCAAUGAUCGAAAUUGAGGUAGAAAUGGACUCUGAUGUUCUAGCUGCUGAAGCAGCCAGCAAUGCAACAACCCUUACUGAACAGAUACAACAAAUCAUGGAGCUGGAGAAUCUUGAAGAGAAAUGGAGACUCCAAGCUGAAGCAAAUGACGAGGCAGAAAGCCUACUUAGUUCCCAAUCUAUACCAACAGAACAGAUUCAAAUAUCAAACCAAUAAUAUAUUUGAUUCAAGUAACUCACACUUUUCAUGGUUAAGCAUCAUGUGCUUUAGGUAGCCCCAGGACAUUUGUCUUUGGUUGUAUCAGUCCAAAUUUGGGCCAUCCAUGAUGGAGAUUAGAUGUCUGACAGUUGAUCCAAAUACCUUUUAUAGCAUUUGAAUCUCAUGCUGGAUGAGAUGUGGGAAAGAUGGUGGCAUCAAAACAUAUAUGCUUGGCCACUUGCCUAGUCACAGCCAAAAGCUAUUCCAGCAACUUGCUGGAUUGGAUAACUUGGUUCGAACCACAGUCUACUGUAUAUUAAUUUCAGUUUGCACAUGUAAUGAAAUAUAUGAAAGCAAUGGUGAUUUUCAUUUUGAAACCUGAGGAUUUUGUGCACAGAGAGAAUUAGAAAGCAUCAAUUCUAAUAUAUAUGUUUUUUUAUG